GUUAUGGGGUCUGUAUUGGAAAAAAAUGGAUUUUAAUUGAUGUGGGUGAUUUCAAGAUUGGAGGGUAGUUGUACUGUUGUUGUUAUUAUGUGAUCUGUAGUUGGAUCUGUUUAGGUUCUUUGUCUCUUUCAAUAUUCAGGUGAUUACUAACUGUAUUAUGUAUAAAGUUGUAAUCUUUAUGUAAUUCUAUGCUUCUAUUGGGUCCUAUUUUGUCCUAAUAAGACUUGUGAAGAAGAGAAAUUAGUCUGGGGCAGGUUCUUUGGGGGAGAUAAAAUGAACAAAGCAAGUAUAUGGUUGAACUUUGGUCCUUAAUUAGCUUGAUUUUUGUGUCUUCAAUCUGUACUUUACUUGAAUUUGUUCUCAUUGAUUCAGACAAUCCAUGAUGUUCCUGUUAAUAUGUGUCUUCCAAUUUGUUUCCUUGUGUUUUAUUGAGGGAGUUGACUAUCUCUUACUUCACGGACAUGAUUAUUUUUUAGUGCUAUUGUUUCCUCAUGCUUCUCGUAUUGUAAUGAAGAGGCUCGAACUAACAGGAAUAUAUGUUAGAUUCAGUUUCCUUUUUUAUUUUUAGGAAGUAGGGUAAAAUCUUAUUAAUUCACAUUAUAGCACUAAGAGGGAUUCUUUGCGGCACCCCUUGGGGUGAAGCCCUUCUUCCGGAUCCUAUUAAUGCGGGAUGCUUUGUGCACUGAGAUGCCCUUUUAUUAUAGCACUAAAGAUGGAGGUACAAAGUUAUAAAAGAAAAAGAGGAAUUCUUCUCUUCAGGUAUGCAGAAAGUCGAUAAAUUUCAUUAUGAUGUCCAAAUCAUAAUCAGCUUUUGUGUUACACAAAAAAAAAUCAAAACUUUAUAAGCACUUAAUCUUAACAAAAGAUGAGGAAGAACAUCUACCUUCUAGACAUCUGUAGUGGAUUCAUAUUUGUUGAACCUAACUAGUUUGGAAUUGAGGGAUAGUUGGCUGAUUGAUUGAGUUUUUAAGGAUUUUGAUGAACUAGAACUAAGAAUCAGACACAUAACUACCCACCAGAGAAGUAAAAAGAAUCAGACACAUAUGUCCAUAGAGGCUGUAUGUGUUCACAGUAGUUAGUUACCCAAGAUGAUUGUCAACAGUACCCAUGGUUUCUUGUAUAGGGCAAUCACUUAGUGAGAGAGAAGUGAGAUCUCUUUCUCCAUGAAGUUUGGAAAGCUCUUCUGCGUAGAUGCGGAAAGGAAAAUUCUUAGGUUGGCUUUUUCCUUUUGAAAUGAGUUCAUGAUUUUUUGUUUUUCCAUCGUGCAACAUAAAUCUUGUUCUCGCUAUUGACGAGCAGUGUAAGUUUUUACAAAGGAUAUGAUUGUCGCUGCUUAAGACAAAUUUAAAAAACUGUUAGCGGUGUUGCUUGGAUCACAACAAUUAAUUCUGUGGACUCUGCUUGGAACUGUCAAAAAUAGUGGGCAGAUUUUCAGAGAAGCUGAGCAAGAGAGUCUACCUUUCAGAGUGAUCAAAGCAUGGUUUCUUUAUUCAAGGAUUGUGCAUAUGGAUCACGAGACAAGCGAAUCAUUGGAUUCUGUGCCUACAGAUAAUAUGAAUUGCGAGCAUGGUGAUUUUGAAUGCAAUAUCUGCUUUGAAAUAGCUCAAGAUCCUAUUGUGACUCUUUGCGGCCACCUUUAUUGUUGGCCUUGUCUUUGUGAAUGGUUGCAAGUUCAUUCACAUUCCCACGAAUGCCCAGUUUGCAAGGCUCUCAUCGAAGACCAGAAGUUGGUUCCCAUAUAUGGUCGAGGCAAGGCAAGAUCUGACCCAAGGUCUCACAUACGUGCAAGGAUGAACAUUCCUAACCGUCCAGUAUUUGGGCCAAGACCACAAACAGCUCCAGCACUAGAUAUGAACUAUUUCCGUCCUGAUGAAUUGGACCAAAUGGGGGGAUUCAUGCCUAUGGCCAGUGCAAGGUUUGGGAACUUGACAUUAUCUGCUCUAUUCGGAGCUAUUCCAUCUCUUUUUAACCUUCAUGCGCAAGGAUUUCAUGAUGCUACUGUAUAUGGUGCGACCACGGGAGUUCCAUACCUCUUUUCUAGUUCAGUUCAUGGGGGUUAUGCUCAUGGAUUUCAUCAUUCAAUCCAUGUAGAUGGUACAAAGUUCUUCAUCAAGAUGUUUCUCUUGAUUGUCGGUUUCCUCUUAGUUGUUUCCUUAAUUUUGUAGAGAAUUCCACAAAUUAAGAUGUACAAUUUUUAAUCAUGUGUGUAUAUCUUUAGAGUAGUAGACUUAUAUUUAUGUCUAGAAAAGUAGGGUGCACAGUUAUCCUUCAUUAUAUUCAGAGUUAGCUUUAGGUAUUUCCUUAUUGCGCCAUAUUUUUGUUCUAUAAAAUCUGGUGGAGUUUCACCUUCAAAUUGUUCAA
Solanum dulcamara is the source of this 2361-nucleotide messenger RNA. RefSeq lists its product as uncharacterized. Gene Ontology annotation, cellular component: endoplasmic reticulum. Lineage: Eukaryota; Viridiplantae; Streptophyta; Magnoliopsida; Solanales; Solanaceae. The transcript is spliced from 2 exons. Gene Ontology annotation, biological process: ubiquitin-dependent protein catabolic process. The record is from RefSeq and is a predicted model, not a curated record. Gene Ontology annotation, molecular function: ubiquitin-like protein conjugating enzyme binding; ubiquitin protein ligase activity; metal ion binding. The coding region runs from base 1506 to 2165 and encodes 219 amino acids.